AUGGAUAGCAGCAGCUGGAUCCAUGGCUAUGGCGCCAACGACGGCGCCGCUGCCGGUAAUAGCGGCUUCAUGUGCGGUUACGCCGCCAGCUGCGUCGUCCCUGAAGGGCUGCAGAGCAGCACGGAGGAGCAGCGCACCCAGAUUCAGCACCACCUCAACCAGAUGAUAAUAUCGCACGUGCAGAUCAGCAUGCAGAUGAACAUGGAGGACGAGCCAGCUGCCUACAUCGUCGCUGCCGGCGACGGAGCCGCCGUGGGCAUGCAGCAGUCCGUCCUAGACGAAUUCGAUUUCCUCCCCUCGCACCACGCCGGAGGCUGCAGCUUCCCCUCAUCGUCCUCCACCUCCUCCUCGUUCCGUUCCGCCUCGCUCUCUUGCAGCCCGGAGAACUCCUCGGCGCACGCCCUCACGAUGCCCGCCGCCGGCCUGCAGUUCCCGGAGGUCUCCUCGCAUGUACCGCCGCUGGUGCUCCCAUGUGACGAUGACUACCACCAGUACGUCCUGAACUUCCACGACACGGCCGCAAUGGAGCCUGGCGUGGUGCCGGCAAGCGCGUUCAGCCGCUACGCGCGGCACCUCGGCGCGAGGCGGAGGCCGAAGCCGGCAUGCGGGCAGAAGAUGUUCAAGAAAUCCAUGUCCGUCCUGGUCAAGAUGCAAACGGCGAUGAGGUACAGCCACCAGCAGCACCACUUCCAGCAAGCGUCGGCGGAGACCGAGCUUUCGUCGGUGAACCAGCUGCAGCACAUGAUCUCCGAGCGCAAGCGCCGGGAGAAGCUCAACGACAGCUUCCAGGCUCUCAAGACCGUCCUUCCUCCCGGCUCCAAGAAGGACAAGACGUCGAUACUGAUCACCGCCAGGGAGUACGUGAACUCCCUCAAGUCCAAGGUCUGCGACCUCGAGGAGAAGAACAAGGCGCUCCAGGCGCAGCUGGCCGAGUGUGCCCGCGCCGCCGGCCGGGUCGAAGAAGACGACGCCGAGAAGGUCGAAAUCCAAAUAACCAGAGGGGCGGCGGAUCGGGAAGAUGGGACGACUACGAGUGAGGUUUGCACGGUGAAGAUAGCGGCGAGGCCUGCGCAUGGCAACACGAUGGACGUGGUGCUCAGGACGCUGCAGUGCCUCAAUGACCAGAUGGGGGAAGGCGACGUCAGCCUGGUGGCCAUGAGCACCAGCGAUGGCGACGGCGGCAACGGCCUCACCGGAGCAUUCCUGACGAUGCAGCUCAAAUCAGCGUCCGGCGCCAAGUGGGAGGAGGAGGUGGUCAGGGAAGCCGUGGCGAAGGCCGUCGCGGCCCGCACGGGCGCCGACCGCCGUGGCGACGCCGCCGGCCGGUCUCGGCACGCCGAAUGA
This is a messenger RNA of Triticum turgidum subsp. durum (durum wheat), 1344 nucleotides long. Lineage: Eukaryota; Viridiplantae; Streptophyta; Magnoliopsida; Poales; Poaceae. The record is from the annotation of a GenBank genome assembly.